Messenger RNA from Saccoglossus kowalevskii, 595 nucleotides. Its product is annotated as cilia and flagella-associated protein 47-like. Gene Ontology annotation, molecular function: protein binding. NCBI's taxonomy places the organism in Eukaryota, Metazoa, Hemichordata, Enteropneusta, Harrimaniidae. Gene Ontology annotation, cellular component: cilium. The record is from RefSeq and is a predicted model, not a curated record. Gene Ontology annotation, biological process: cilium assembly.
GGCAAGUUGUUGCUGCAUAAUAUUGACAACAACACAGAUCAUAUGUUCUAUUUACAAGGGUUAGGACAAAAACCACUUGCUUUAGAUCAUAUCGAAAUGGAAUGUUUAGCUGGAGAAAAAUGUUCCUAUGAUAUUAAAGUGCCGAAUGUGACAUUCAAUAAGAUGGUUUACAGGGCUGUAUCUGAUAUGGCUAUUAUUAGUGGACCACCUGUUCUAACUGUAUUACCUGGACAAGAAGAAGAGUAUACCAUUACCGCAGCACCUUGGAAACGAGGGACUUUCAAAGGCAUCAUAUCAUUCAUCGCUGGUGGACUUUCAAAUUUUGAGGAAGAUAGUGAUGGUGAGGAAGCUAAAGAUCAAAAUAAGCGACCAGAGAGUGGCAGAUCUGCUCAAUCCAAUGCUAGUAAGUCUAGCAUUUCAUCGGUGUCAAAAGCCAAGUCUUCUCAAGAUAAGGUACAAUCCAAGCAAGGAUACAGAGUUUGGUAUUCAAUAGGUGUUACAUCUCAUCCACCUAAACCUGAAAAAACUCUAGAAAUCACAUGUGCUGCCCAGGUAAGUCUAUGUUUGUUGAUAUCUCACAACAACUGAUCUCACA